UGAGUUAUUGAAAAGGGUAAAGGAAUGCUAUUUGUCCCCAACGAUAAAUAAUCGAACUUUAUGUUUAAUUAAGUGGUUUUUAUUGUAGACAACAUAAUUGGUAUUGGAUUCUCUAUAUUUUAUACUGCUUGAGAAGUGGAUGAAGUUUUCAUUGUCUCUUUCUAAUGUUUUGUGCUGCCUGCCAAGACUAACAAUAAGCUUUGUUUGUGUGGCAAACAUACUGAGAAUAGAAUAUAAGACAUCCAUUAUAAAAUGCCAGAUGUUUGUGUGGUUCAUAGAUAAGAUGACUACUUGUCAAUAAUUGCCUGAGCGCAAUAAUAAAAAAAUAAGUCAAUAAUGUUUAAGAUAUUUUAAUUAAAAAAAUCUGAUGGGAAAUGAACACUGUUUUGUUAAAGUUACUAUACUUGUCUAUAGGGUUGUCUUAAAAAUCAGUAUUUUGUUCUGCAUAAUUUGACCAUAUUAGAACAGUGGAAAUUUUGUUCACCAGAUGUUCUUUACAUGCUAUAUAAGAUUGGUGCAAUAGAGUUCUAUUAUUUGUGUAACUGCUAAGAUUAUUUUAUUUUCUUAUGCACGGUAACAAUAAUGCCAUUUACUUCCAGGAAUUUUCCAUUCCGCACUAGACGGGGAUGCAUUGAAGGCCAUUGAAUUGACUCAAGAUUUCGCUCCUGUCUUGUUAGAAAACAAUAAGGAUUUACAUUUUGAUCUUUUGAGCCUUCAUUUUGCUGACCUCAUCUGCUCGAAGAAAUGCACUGAAGCUCUGGAAUUUGCUCAAAUGAAGUUGACUCCCUUUGGGAAGAUGCAGAAAUACGUUGAAAAAAUUGAAGAUUUCAUGUCUCUGCUAGCUUAUGAGGAACCAGAAAAAUCCCCUAUGUUUCAUCUUUCAAGCUCGGAAUACAGACAGCGUGUUGCAGAGAAUUUAAACAAGGCAAUUCUUGCACAUGCUAACCUGCCAAAAUAUUCAGCAGUGGAAAGGCUAAUACAGCAGGCAACAGUUGUUAGGCAAUCCUUGAAUCAAGAAUAUGGCAAGGAUGGAAAUCAACUAUUUUCUUUGAAGGAUUUCCUUGAGAGGUAGAUCUGUGAAGGCUCUGAAACUGUUUCUGGUAGCAUAUGUGGCGAUUAAAGGCUUGAGGUGACAUUAUCUUUUCAGAGGACACAAUGCCAUCUACAGUUCUUUACUAUUCUUCAAAACUCCUGGUGCUUGAUUUCUUCCAAGUGUUCUUUUCCAAAUAUCGGGUUUCAACUGGUCAUUGUUUGAGUUGCACAUCGUUUACACGUGCACUUACGUACAAGAGAGAAAUGGUUGUAAUUUGUUGAGGUAGGUGGAAAUUCAUUGUGUAAACAGUUCAUUUGACUACCUAUGGGAUGCACUGCAUUGGAAAGGUUUUGAAUAGAAGAAUCUCAAGCUUCAAGAAGAAACAAGUUCGUAUAAGAAGUCAAAUAUCAAGAAACAUUUGGUGAAAACAGAUUUGAGGACGAGCUCUCGUUUUUCCUGUUGUGUUGGUAUUUUUACUUCUUUAUCUUAUAUUAUAUAAGGCUUUUUUUGGGCUA
Messenger RNA from Olea europaea var. sylvestris, 1548 nucleotides. Its product is annotated as ran-binding protein 10-like. The record is from RefSeq and is a predicted model, not a curated record. Gene Ontology annotation, cellular component: cytoplasm. Gene Ontology annotation, biological process: cell surface receptor signaling pathway; cytoskeleton organization. Lineage: Eukaryota; Viridiplantae; Streptophyta; Magnoliopsida; Lamiales; Oleaceae. The coding region runs from base 773 to 1072 and encodes 99 amino acids. The transcript is spliced from 5 exons.